Anopheles coustani is the source of this 2166-nucleotide messenger RNA. RefSeq names its product D-2-hydroxyglutarate dehydrogenase, mitochondrial (gene D2hgdh). The transcript has 5 exons. Gene Ontology annotation, cellular component: mitochondrion. NCBI's taxonomy places the organism in Eukaryota, Metazoa, Arthropoda, Insecta, Diptera, Culicidae. Bases 370 to 1935 code for a protein of 521 amino acids. The record is from RefSeq and is a predicted model, not a curated record. Gene Ontology annotation, molecular function: catalytic activity; FAD binding.
CGUGGCAGUAAAUAACAAUCAUAAUUCCCUCCCCUAGGCGAUGACUUUGUGAAAAACGGAGAUGUUUAUUCUAGUGAUUGCCGGCGGCACCUGUUGGUGAACGGAAUGUGCAAAGAAAAAAAACCACAACAUACCCGUCCCUCCCCAUUGUGUGAUGAUAACACGACGUAGUAGAGAUCGUAGCAUCUGCAAGCACAUUAGUUAGUCCGAUGUGGGCAUCCUGCUAGUGAGCAGCCACUCGUGGUCACUGUUCAUCACUGUGCAUAAAAUAUCAGUCGCUUUGUAUUUAAGUGGUUGCGCAUUCAAAUAAGUUCGUGCCUUUGAUUGCUCCGACAAUAUCGAACCACCAGGCAGACUGAUAAUCCCGUCAUGUUUCUGCGCAGUGUACUUCGGCAUUUGGGCCGUCGGCCACCAGGCACUUUGAGAACGCCGAUUCGCACACUUGCCUCAAACAGCCGCGAAGUGCCGGCCCUCACCCGUGACCGCUACCAGGCACAGCGUGGUGCCUUCUCCGAGCUCUGCGAUGAAGAUGUGGCCGUUUUCCGCGGCAUUCUCGGUGGGCCGGAUUCGAGCCGCGUGUUGACCGGGCCGGACGAGGUCCAGGGCUACAACAUCGACUAUCUGCGAAGCGUGCGCGGCUACGGUCGGGUUGUGCUGAAGCCACGGACGACGGCCGAAGUGGCUGAGCUGAUGCGCUACUGCAACGAGAGACGGCUGGCCGUGUGUCCGCAGGGUGGAAAUACGGGACUGGUUGGCGGAUCGGUGCCCGUGUUUGAUGAGGUUGUCCUGUCGCUGCAGCUGAUGGACACCGUGGAGCGCAUCGACGAGUACUCGGGAAUCGUGGUGUGUCAGGCGGGAUGUGUGCUAGCGUCGCUCGAGGAGAAGGUCGGUGCCCACGGCCUCAUAAUGCCGCUGGAUCUGGGAGCCAAAGGUUCAUGCCAUAUCGGCGGAAACGUGUCGACAAAUGCGGGAGGCUUGCGGUUGGUGCGGUAUGGAAAUCUGCACGGUUCGGUGUUGGGUGUUGAGGCGGUUACCGCCGAAGGACGCGUGCUCGAUCUUAUGUCAAAUUUCAAGAAGGACAACACGGGAUACCAUCUGAAGCAUCUGUUCAUCGGCUCCGAGGGCACGCUCGGGAUCAUCACCCGCCUGUCCAUCUUCUGUCCGACCGCUUCCCGCUCGGUUAACAUUGCCUUCCUCGGGCUGCGCAGCUACGACGACGUCAAGCAGACGUUCCUGGCGGCCAAGCGUGGGCUGGGAGAGAUCCUCUCGUCCUGUGAGAUGAUCGACGCCCCGUCGCUGGACAGUUGCACCCGGUUCUUCAAUCUACAGUCACCAAUCGAAAAAUACCCCUUCUACAUGCUGAUCGAAACAUCCGGAAGCGACGCUGGGCACGACGAAGAGAAGCUAACGCGAUUCCUGGAGCAGUCUAUGGAGAAGGGUUUGGUGGAGGACGGAACGGUGACGGGAGAACCGACGAAAAUGAAGAAUAUCUGGAAACUUCGCGAACUGAUUGCGGACAGUCUGCUGAGCGACGGUUACUGCUUCAAGUACGAUCUUUCGCUGCCAUUGGACCACUUCUACGAGAUCGUGCUGGCGGUACGGGAACGGGUCGGCGAGCAUGCGAUCAACGUCACCGGAUACGGCCACAUUGGUGACUCGAACCUUCACCUGAACGUGUCAUGCGCCCGUUUUACGCCGGAAAUCUACGCCCUCCUGGAACCGUUCGUGUAUGAGUAUACAUCGCGCUUGCGGGGCAGUGUAAGCGCCGAGCAUGGCAUUGGAUUCCUCAAGCGGAAGUACCUGCACUAUUCGAAGCAAGCGGAACCUCUACGGCUGAUGCGCCAGAUGAAGCAACUGCUGGAUCCGAACGGAAUCCUCAAUCCGUACAAGGUGCUACCGCCCGAAACCCCAACGAAGGAAUCGGCCGGACAUUGAUUGUGAUUUCGAGUGCCACGAACAGCGGUCUCUGCCUGCUGUAAAUUUGAAUUUGAUGGUGAAGGAAUAAGAAAUUGGGGUAGAAGUUGUAAAAUUUUUAAUAAAACUGGAGAUUGCACUUUAGAUUAUUGUUUUUGUGCAAUUUGCAUGUACGCGUUACAUUAUAUACAGGGACACCCACGACAGUAAACUUAUUUACCGAUACCGAUUUACAAAAAUGCGUAGGGACUU